AUGGCUGAUAAGUGUCAUUUGUGUCUGCUGGGACUGAUCUUUCUCUCUUCACUUCUCACAGGAUCCAGUGGAGUGGAUGAUGCUCAUGUAUUCAUCAGUUCUGGUGAAAAUGUCCGUCUGCCCUGUAAUAAUGCUCUUCAUGACUGUAAAUCAACUACAUGGAUCUAUAACAGAUUCAGUCAAUCAGAGACAGUUGAACUGAUUGGUUUAGGGAUAAAGAAGAAAAACACAGAGAGACAUGAGAGACUGAGUCUGGGGUCUGACUGCUCUCUGAACAUCAAGAACGUCACAAAAGAAGAUUAUGGAUCUUACAUCUGCAGACAAUAUGUGAAUGACAAACAACAAGGAAAUGAUGCUCGUGUUUACCUGCAUGUUCUUCGUGUCUCAUCCUCACAGACUGAGAUCAGUGCAGGCCACUCUGUGACUCUCUCCUGUCAGUUGUAUUCAUAUACUGGAGUCUCUUGUGAUGAUUGGAUCCGUUCUGAGGGAAUUCAUCUGUUCUGGGUGAAUCAGGCUGGUGAUAAACUGAUAAACUCAGACUCCAGAUAUCAGAUAUCAGCUCCAGAUCACUGCAUCAGCACUCUGACUACAACACUCCUGAAUGAAGAUCACAACAGAGAGUGGAGAUGUGAAGUUACUCAAGUCAAGACGUCAGUCACAUAUACUGUCAGGUAUUCAGGAUCCAGUGGAGUGGAUGAUGCUCAUGUAUUCAUCAGUUCUGGUGAAAAUGUCCGUCUGCCCUGUAAUAAUGCUCUUCAUGACUGUAAAUCAACUACAUGGAUCUAUAACAGAUUCAGUCAAUCAGAGACAGUUGAACUGAUUGGUUUAGGGAUAAAGAAGAAAAACACAGAGAGACAUGAGAGACUGAGUCUGGGGUCUGACUGCUCUCUGAACAUCAAGAACGUCACAAAAGAAGAUUAUGGAUCUUACAUCUGCAGACAAUAUGUGAAUGACAAACAACAAGGAAAUGAUGCUCGUGUUUACCUGCAUGUUCUUCGUGUCUCAUCCUCACAGACUGAGAUCAGUGCAGGCCACUCUGUGACUCUCUCCUGUCAGUUGUAUUCAUAUACUGGAGUCUCUUGUGAUGAUUGGAUCCGUUCUGAGGGAAUUCAUCUGUUCUGGGUGAAUCAGGCUGGUGAUAAACUGAUAAACUCAGACUCCAGAUAUCAGAUAUCAGCUCCAGAUCACUGCAUCAGCACUCUGACUACAACACUCCUGAAUGAAGAUCACAACAGAGAGUGGAGAUGUGAAGUUACUCAAGUCAAGACGUCAGUCACAUAUACUGUCAGGUAUUCAGGUGAGAAACAAACUUUCAUAACUUACUUUCAGAAGACUCUCUGA
Messenger RNA from Sinocyclocheilus anshuiensis, 1341 nucleotides. RefSeq lists its product as uncharacterized. The transcript has 5 exons. Gene Ontology annotation, cellular component: membrane raft; external side of plasma membrane. The record is from RefSeq and is a predicted model, not a curated record. The coding region runs from base 1 to 1341 and encodes 446 amino acids. Gene Ontology annotation, molecular function: MHC class II protein binding; protein tyrosine kinase binding. Gene Ontology annotation, biological process: positive regulation of ERK1 and ERK2 cascade; interleukin-15-mediated signaling pathway; T cell activation. Lineage: Eukaryota; Metazoa; Chordata; Actinopteri; Cypriniformes; Cyprinidae.